This is a messenger RNA of Aegilops tauschii subsp. strangulata, 1208 nucleotides long. RefSeq lists its product as uncharacterized. NCBI's taxonomy places the organism in Eukaryota, Viridiplantae, Streptophyta, Magnoliopsida, Poales, Poaceae. The record is from RefSeq and is a predicted model, not a curated record.
UCCGUUGAGCCGUCCAAUGUUGCCUUUGGCAACUACACCAGAGGUGCCAAAGGCAUCCAAUCCAACUCAGGUGGAGGCCAAGGAGGUUCAGCUCUCGGACAUUGCACCAAUAAUGCUGGAUGUACCGACGUGAAGACUAAAAUAGAUGACAUCGCUGAACUGGACAUUGCAGAGGAUUUUGAUAACCGGCCUUCCAAAAAGGCAAAAAUUUCUGAAUCACGUGUACUGGAACCAUCACCUAUGUCACCAACUAUGAAAACAUCUUCUCCAGGUUCAGAGUGUUUUGAAUCGUUUGUGCCGGAAUCAGAUAAUCAGAUGAAUCAUGAUACACUACCAUCACCUCCAUCCCCAUCUAGCUCGACAAUAUCUCCUGUUUUCCCAUUGCAUGAUAUUAAGGAACCAAAUUCACAUAAAGAGAUCAAAGUUGAUGAGACAUAUGAUUAUCUCCCACAAGACUAUACAUUGACUGACCAUGAUCUAUGUGCUCAUAUAGCAGUAGAAUCAUCUUUGAGAAAACAAUUGCUGGUUCAGAUAGAUGGAAGUUCUGUCUUGCAACAUCAAUUGAUGUGCCUGCUAGAUGAGAAAGAGUGGGUAAAUGAUGAUGUGAUCAAUGCAUAUAUAUGUUGUAUAAAGGACCAAAUACAUCUCCAGAAUGAUAAUAAAGUAUAUUUUGAGAGUCCAUUUGUUACCUCACUAUUUAAACGAGAUGGCACCAUUGGAAUACAAGAAGGUAGUGCCUUCAUGACGAAGCUUGUAUUACAACUCGGAAACUGAUCGAAACGCUAUAAAUAAGUUAACCGCCCUGAUUUCCUCCCUCACGUCGCACCAUAAUAAUAAGAUCGAAUCAAAAGAAAUCUGGGCGAAACCUCCACGGCGCCGGUCCAUCCUCGACGCACCUGACCCAAGUCUCGCCGCCUGCGAGCUUCAGGAGGCCCACGCGGACUGACUGCUACUGUUGGGCGUAGUCUGCCACGGCGCUGACGAGGGAUGCAUCCUCGAGGCGAUCAACCCGAGGCUUGCCGCCGCCGAGUUCCAAAAUGGCAACACUCCUGCUGCCAAGCCUAGCGAUCGUGUUCCACGACGCCGAGGGGGGAUGCAUCAGCAAGGCCGUCAACCCGAGGCUCGCCGCCGCCAAGUUCCAGAAGGGCAACCCUUCUGCAGCAGCGUGCAGCCAUCUGAACCCAGGUUAGUGGCCGAGGGCGAAGACC